CUGGAAGAAUUGCUGCAGGGCAGAGAAGUUCUUCAGCCAGAACUGUUUGCAGAGGCCUGGCACUUGACAAGCAGGAGAAGGCACUCUUUUAGGACGCUCCAAAGAUGACUAAAGACGAUACUGCUGUCCAUUGCUUCCAGGGCCUCCUGAUAUUUGGAAAUGUGAUCGUUGGUAUGUGUGGCAUUGCCCUCACCGCUGAGUGCAUCUUCUUCGUGUCAGACCAGCACAGCCUUUACCCGCUCCUGGAAGCCACCGACAAUGAUGACAUCUAUGGGGCAGCCUGGAUUGGCAUGUUUGUGGGCAUCUGCCUCUUCUGCCUUGCAGUGCUGGGAAUCGUUGGCAUCAUGAAGUCCAGCAGGAAAAUUCUCCUAGCGUAUUUCAUUCUGAUGUUUAUCGUAUAUGGCUUCGAAGUGGCGUCUUGUAUCACAGCAGCAACACAGCGAGACUUUUUCACACCCAACCUCUUCUUGAAGCAGAUGCUUGAGAGGUACCAAAAUAAUACUCCUCCAAACAACGAUGACCAAUGGAAAAACAACGGUGUCACCAAAACCUGGGACAGGCUUAUGCUCCAGGACAAUUGCUGUGGCGUCAACGGCCCUUCAGACUGGCAGAAAUACACAUCUGCCUUCCGGAAGGAGAAUAUUGAUGCCGACUAUCCCUGGCCUCGCCAGUGCUGUGUUAUGAGCAAACUUAAAGAGCCUCUUAACCUGGAUGCCUGCAAACUAGGAGUGCCUGGUUAUUAUCACAGCCAGGGCUGCUAUGAACUGAUCUCUGGCCCAUUGAACCGACAGGCCUGGGGAGUUGCCUGGUUUGGAUUUGCCAUUCUCUGCUGGACUUUUUGGGUUCUGCUGGGUACCAUGUUCUACUGGAGCAGAAUUGAAUAUUAAAAUAAAGCAUCGUCAUCCUAUCGCCUCUGCCAAUGACUUCAAUUUAAGGUGCUGAAGAUGAGCUCUCCUAAUAUUUUCCAUCUGUGCAUUGUCCCAGGAACGCCUGCAUCCUCACCAAAAUGGCCAAGUCUGUUGGAAUAAGCUUAUUGAAACUCUAAAAUUCUCAUCACUCAUGUUUUCACCUCAGUCAGCUACAUUUUUGUAGACUGUAAGAGAGAAGAGAUACGGAAAAUGAAUAAUAAGAGUGCCCAUCCCUGUUUAUUUUUAAUUUGAGGGUUAAAGACAUUUCAAAAGAACUAAUAUUAUCAUGGCAAGCGAAGUCUAAGUUUGGAGAGCAAAUCUGCCUGCAUUUUUUUUAUAUUUUAUAAAAAGAAACCUUCAAAGAUUUUCCUUUAUCUCAGCAUUGUCUGGUGAAAGAAAUAAGAAAAAGGCUGCUGAAACGUAUCUUUUGCCUUUUGUUCUAUGAGGUCCUCCACCUCAGGAGACUAAGAUGGUUUCUUAAUGCUACUCUGGGACCCUUUUAUUCUCCAGAACAAUGCCUGAUUGUGAGUUGAUCUUGAAUUAACAAUGGGUGAAAUUUCCUGUCAGACAUGGCAGAGUGAUAGAUGUUUAGCAAACUCAAACUUUCCUUUAAUUAAAACUAUGCAGGGGUCAGGGAGAUGGCUCAAAUGCUUGGAGCACAUGCUGGGACGCAGAGACCUCCUGGUCAUGCAAACACUGCAGGGAGAGACCCCCCGAAAACAUUGACGCUGAGUACCACCGGAGAUGGCUCAGAAACCAAAAUAAUUUUUCAAAAGAUUAUGUGGACUAGAGGGACAAAAUAGUUGCUUGUUAUAUAUUAAUCAGUCUCAAUUUAAAACACCUUUUAAAUCGGGGAUGUUGAUACAUGAGGGAUUUCUAGCGACUCUGGCGUACUGUCAAAAUAUUUCUCUUCUAAACUGUUUCCAUUUGUGCUCCUGAAAGAGGUUCUUAGAAUUCUGUAUUCGUCUAAUAUUUAAAAAAUAAAGCAAACUUUUA
This is a messenger RNA of Sorex fumeus (smoky shrew), 1904 nucleotides long. RefSeq names its product uroplakin 1B (gene UPK1B). Gene Ontology annotation, cellular component: membrane. NCBI's taxonomy places the organism in Eukaryota, Metazoa, Chordata, Mammalia, Eulipotyphla, Soricidae. Bases 105 to 887 code for a protein of 260 amino acids. The record is from RefSeq and is a predicted model, not a curated record. The transcript is spliced from 8 exons.